Aspergillus tanneri is the source of this 1872-nucleotide messenger RNA. RefSeq lists its product as uncharacterized. The transcript is spliced from 6 exons. The record is from RefSeq and is a predicted model, not a curated record. NCBI's taxonomy places the organism in Eukaryota, Fungi, Ascomycota, Eurotiomycetes, Eurotiales, Aspergillaceae. Bases 1 to 1872 code for a protein of 623 amino acids.
AUGUCCAUGGACAUAACUCGACUAGCCUUCAAGGCCGAGUUUGAACAUACAGAUAUGAAGGCCCGCACAGAUGCCUUGGCCUGUCCGGAGUCAGAGGGAAAGAAGCGUAUGAAAAACUUGCUGGGCAUAGCUCUUCUGGCUGGCUUGCCUAUUGAUCUUGCAAAGGCAGCGCCAGAAGCAGACCCGGUUUCUGUUGCCCCCGCCAUAAGCUGGUAUGGGUAUGACGGUACCUGGAGUGCCGUCAAUAUCCUUAGCGGUUCAAACCUGUCCACAAACACUGUUUUCCCAAGUACUGUGGAUAGAAACUCUCAGCUCAUCGGAGCACGUAGCUGCGAAACACCACUUGUACCAGAUUGCUCAAGCAAGCGAGGCGGACUUUUCUCCGCCAACGAGUCAACAACUUGGAAGGGCAGUGGUAAGCAUGCAGCCUCAAAAGACUCGUCGACCCAAGAAUACUUCGGCAGCGACGCUCUAUAUCUCGGUGUUCAGGAGUUUACCGAGGACCCGAUUUUGAUCGUCAAUGACACAGACACAUGGGUCGGGUCUCUAGGACUCGCAGUGGACAUGGGUGAUCGUGAUGGCGCCUUUGGCUUCAGCGUCAUGGAAACUGCAUUUAUUAAUACCAGUGUUGUCCCUAGCUCCAGUUAUGGUUACACUGCUGGAGCUUACUACCGGCUGAAAGGUGUUCCAGCAUCCCUUACCUUGGGAGGCGUGGAUAAGGCGCGAUUUUAUGAGGGCAAUACAACGUUUCAUCUUAGUAGAAGUGGAAUCCCUGUUAUCUCACUUAAUUCCUUAUAUAUCUCAUCGGGAACACAAACCAACAACGUCACUCGGCUCAACAAGUCUAUCAACCCUUCAAACUCUGCAGGUAGCGCUUAUUACACACUCGACUCCUCCACGAGCUACCUCUGGCUACCGGAAAGUGCCUUUCAAGCAUUCGGAUACGCGUUCAAUCUUACCUACGAUGACCGUAUAGGAUUCUACACCUACGGAAAUGAUACCUCACUCCGCGAUCGUCUCUUGCGCAUGAAUAUCUCGAUAUCAUUCUCAAUAUCUGACCUCCCCAAUGCCGCUGAGAAUGUCAACAUCACUCUCCCAUUCCAGGCUUUCAACCAUGAACUCACCUACCCGUAUCCAAACUUACCGCCGGAAUACUCAAACACUUCACUUCCUUACCUCCCGGUCAAGAAAGCCUCUACUGAUAAGGAACAACGCAUCGGCCGGGUCUUCUUCCAGGAAGCAUAUUUGACUGUAAAUUAUGAGACGGGGCUAUUCAACGUCGAGCAGGCCAAAUUCGACCCUAGCCUCGUCACAACCGAUGGUACAGAUAUUGAGACCAUACACUCUCAAGUACCAGACGGACUUGCCGAUGAUAUAUUUAAGAAGAAGGGGGGGCUGUCUAUAGGAACAAAAGCAGGAAUUGGAGUUGGGUGUGGUUCUGCGGCUAUCGCUAUUAUUCUUGCUAGUGCAUACUUUUUUAUCAGACGACGACAGCAACAACAACAACAACUCUCUAUAGAGGCAGAAAAGAAAGAGGAUUCGACAAAUAGUGGAAGCAAGCCCGAUUCUGCGUCGCAUGGACUUGUGGAGCUCCAGAGUGGCUGUGACCGUACGGAAUUGGCUUCAGAUGCUUCGCAUGAGGUGUUUGAGCUGCCAGGAUCUGAGCCACCAGAACUGGAAGCUGGGUCCUCCACUCGUAGAUACUCGAGUCGCUCCUGCAGAGGGGAUGAGAAGAGGGUCCUGCGACGACACUCGGAAACCAGAUCGAGUAUUGCAGCUUCGCUGGCUUCGAGGCUAACGGAGAGUUCUGCUGAAGAUAGCCCAGAGCCACAAAAAGGGCAACAAGAGGGCCCACCUAAAUAUACACCAUAG